Dunckerocampus dactyliophorus (ringed pipefish) is the source of this 1397-nucleotide messenger RNA. RefSeq names its product transmembrane protein 69-like. The coding region runs from base 293 to 1060 and encodes 255 amino acids. The record is from RefSeq and is a predicted model, not a curated record. The transcript is spliced from 2 exons. Lineage: Eukaryota; Metazoa; Chordata; Actinopteri; Syngnathiformes; Syngnathidae.
UGUUUGGGUUACGGACAUAGAAAACAGGCAUUUAAUCAAACCCUGAUUAAAAUGAUCAAUAUGGAGGCAAACGACCCCUGAUAAAGCGAGUAAACGCCAACAUCGACGCGUUUAUGUAUAUGUGCUGUAUUUGAUAAACUAUUAAGUAACACGCAUUUAAAAGACAAAGCUAAGGUACUUCAUCAUUACAAGUAGAUCUGGAUUUUUAUUGAACGAUUGCUCGAUAUUGCAUCAGUUUUGAGCUAAAGGUUGUUAGCUCGCAGGAGUUCCGCUGAAGUACAUUGAGGUUAAUAUGACAUAUAUGCACACGCGUCUAAUGAAAGAUAUCUUUUUUAGAUCGGAAAUGUUUGGACUUGCACUUUACAGACAUCUCAUUUCUAGGCGUCCAAUGUGGAGAUGCCCUCAACAGAUGGCCCAAGCAUCGAAGUUUACAACAAAUGCUCAGCUAGCCUCCAGCGUCGACUCAGUGUUGAUUCCACCCAAAGUGGCUUCCAGCAACAGGCUGUUGUGCAUCAGACCUGCCACCUGGGCUGGUUCACGUCUCUGCCAUUCAGACACAAGAGACACCAAGGGUUUCAGUUUGAGGACCAUCACGCAGGCUCCUAAACCAGCUAUGUUUCUUGGUUUCUCUGGGCUCAUACCAUUUGUGGCUGCCCCUCUCGCCAUGGUGACAACUCAGUCCUUCUACCCUGAAGUGGCCUACGCCCAACUGAUGUACGGAGCUUCUAUCGUCUCCUUCCUUGGGGGUGCUCGCUGGGGGUUUGCCAUCCCAGCCGGAAGUCCUGCUCAACCGGACUGGAUGAACUUGGGCAACAGUGUGGUUCCGUCACUCUUAGCCUGGCUGGCACUGCUCUGCAGGGACAAUUUUGUAGAGGGGUCCCUGGUAGUUAUAAUGGGAUUAGGUCUGUCUCUACACUAUGACCUAACACUGCUACCCGGCUACCCUGCAUGGUUCAAAGCCAUGAGAACUGUCCUCACACUGGUUGCCACCUUCUCGCUGGUGGCAACGCUGAUGCUUAAGAAGUUCUGCAGAGAGAAGAAGCUCAGAAGUUCAACAUGAGUCAGAUGAGCUUAAUAAAAUGUAUAAUUCGAGUGAUCAGAUGUGCUCCCUUCUUGUUUCAUUUUGCUCCAUGGAAAAAAAAAAGAAUUGCUCCAGCAAUAGUCGUAUCAGUUGGAUAGAUUAAGUUUUGUGAACUACCAAACCGUUCAGGACCCUCUUUUAUAUUUAAUAUUCGGAUAUCGUAUAAAAUAUAGCAAAAAACCUGUGACAAAUAUUAAAAAUCUCUUUUACAAGAGUGACCUGGCCAAGACAGCAGCAUAACACAAAGUUUCUGACAAGACACUCUCAACAUACAGUUAAGAUAUAUAUAAUUGAACAACUAUUAAAAAAAAAAAAA